UAGAACAAGCAGAAUGGCUGCCCAGUUGCUAUUUCAUAUUACUCUGUUAGUUUGGUCUAUGAGUAGUACUGAAGUACUAGUUGUAGCAUCAGAAGCACCCAUAGCAAAGCCUUAUUGUCCAUCUCAUUGUGGAAGCAUUGAAAUCCCAUACCCUUUUGGGAUAGGAGCAGGUUGUCACAUUAAAGACAACUGGUUCCAGGUAUUAUGUGACAACUCUACUGGCUCUCCUAGACCAUUGUUGAACGGCACCAAUCUGGAGGUGCUAGAAAUUUCUGUUGAUGGCACACUAAAGGUCAGAAACCCGAUCGCCUUCUCUAACUGCAGCGAUAAGCAAACUCGUCAGGCAGUCAACUUGGAGAGAAGCCCUUUUAUGUUCUCACAGGAGAACAUAUUCACAGCAGUUGGUUGCGGUGUCAUGGCGACAAUCACCUCGAGCUCAGAGGGUGUUACCAUUUCAGCCGGGUGCAGGUCCGAAUGUUAUGAUGAUUCUACUGAUAGUACAAAUAGUAGCAGCCUUAAUACCUGCAAUGGUGUCAAUUGCUGCCAGACUGUGAUUCCUCCGUUCCUCUCUGCCUACAAUACUAGUUUCCAGCCGUCUAAUAGUUCAUGCAGCUAUGCAUUUUUGGUUGAUCGUGAAUGGUUUGAGUCAUUUGCCAAAAAUUCAACAAAUAUUUCUGCCACCAGUGAUAUGGACCAAGUCCCCGUUGUGCUACAAUGGAACUUGUACCAUUCAACAUUUGAUAUUUUCGGGACCUUUGUACAAGCAAAUGGAUCAAGGUCAGGAUAUUGGAAUGAGACGACCGAUGAGUUUGAUGGUUAUUGUAGAUCUUACAAUGACAGCUAUUCAAUAUCUGAAUCCUUAAGGCUUAAAUGUGUCUGUGAUUAUGGCCAUCAGGGAAAUCCAUAUCUUCCAAAAGGAUGCAGAGAUAUCGAUGAAUGUCAGGAUCCUAAAUACAGAGCUGAAUGUGAACCAGAGUACGUAUGUUACAAUCGUAAUAAUGGUUGGGGGUGCAAGAGCCGCUACCCUGAAACAAAGUCACGCGUUAAAGUAAUCUUCAUAGGUAUCGGCAGUGGUCUUGGAUUGAUAGUUCUCCUAAUUGGUGCAUGGUGGUUGGUCAAGCUUUGGAAGAAAAUGAAAAACAUCAAACUCAAGAAGAAGUUUUUCAAACAAAACGGGGGACUAUUAUUAGAGCAGCAACUCUCUUCCGGUGAAGUUAAUGUUGAGAAAAUUAAGCUGUUCGACGCAAAGGAAUUAGAAAAGGCCACAGAUCGUUAUAAUGUAGAUAGAAUACUUGGCCAAGGAGGUCAAGGUACUGUUUACAAAGGAAUGUUGGCAGAUGGAAGAAUUGUUGCCGUAAAGAAGUCCAAAAUAGUUGAUGGAGGAGAAGUAGGACAGUUCAUUAAUGAGAUUGUCAUUCUUUCACAAAUUAAUCACAGGAAUGUGGUUAAACUAUUGGGUUGCUGUUUGGAGACCGAAGUUCCUCUUUUGGUUUAUGAAUUCAUACCCAAAGGAACUAUCUACCAGUAUCUCCACGAACAUAAUGAAGAGUUCCCACUUACAUGGGAAAUGCGCUUACGGAUUUCUGCAGAAGUUGCUGGAGCUCUAUCAUACUUACACUCGGCAGCUGGUUUUCCAAUUUACCACCGUGAUAUCAAGUCUACAAACAUACUACUAGAUGAUAGGUACAGAGCAAAAGUUGCAGAUUUUGGGACUUCAAGAUCAGUUUCCUUAGACCAGACACACCUAACCACAUUUGUACAUGGUACAUUUGGUUACUUGGAUCCAGAGUACUUCAUAUCAAGUCAAUUUACUGACAAAAGUGAUGUGUAUGGCUUUGGGGUGGUCCUUGUUGAGCUCCUAACUGGAGAAAAACCAGUUUCUUUAACAAGGUCACAAGAAGCCAGAGGCCUUGUUUCAUACUUCAAUCUUUCAGUGGAGGAGAAUAACUUGUUCGAUAUCAUUGAUGCUCGAGUUAAGGUGGAUGGUACAACAGGAGAUAUUUUGGCAGUUGCUGAUCUUGCAAAAAGAUGUCUAGAUAUGAAUGGGAGGAGACGACCUACCAUGAAAGAAGUUGCAAUGGAGUUGGAGGUGAUUUAUAAAUCAAUAAGCUCUUCAAACACACAACAAAAUCGUGAAGAGGCUGAGUAUGUCAGAAAUGAAGUAAUUUGUCCUUGGGAUGUUGCUACAGGGUCAGCUAUGGAUGAUUACACUGCUUCAUCAUUUGAGUCACUAGUACCACUAAUGUCUAGCUAAUCAAUUUCUGCAUUUUCAUUCCUAGCAUUUAUGUAAAUUUGGAUUUGGUUGCAGCUGAACGUACUCCUGUCUUGUUUUAAUUUGAUUUUAUCCCAAUAAA
Argentina anserina (silverweed cinquefoil) is the source of this 2354-nucleotide messenger RNA. Its product is annotated as wall-associated receptor kinase-like 1. The record is from RefSeq and is a predicted model, not a curated record. The coding region runs from base 14 to 2254 and encodes 746 amino acids. The transcript has 3 exons. Gene Ontology annotation, molecular function: polysaccharide binding; ATP binding; protein serine/threonine kinase activity. Gene Ontology annotation, biological process: protein phosphorylation; cell surface receptor signaling pathway. Gene Ontology annotation, cellular component: plasma membrane. Lineage: Eukaryota; Viridiplantae; Streptophyta; Magnoliopsida; Rosales; Rosaceae.